UCCAAGCAAACAGGUUGCCAAUGAAGCAGCAUAUAAUAAUUGUGCAUUGGGAACAUACAAACGCACUGAGAGACGGUUGGCUGGCCGCCGUGAUUCGGAGAAGACCGACGCUUCCCGGCGAGAAGCUCCGCCGCAGGAAUACUCUGGGGGAAAUAAAAAAAAAAAAAGCAAUUAUUUUUUGUAUAUUGGAUGGAGUAAUUAAUUUUUCGGUUCGCACUCACUCGUUUGUUUUGGCGCAUUUAUAAGUUCACAAGUUCAUGUUUGAUGAAAUUCCACCGGUUCUGCAGAUCUUCCGUUCUCUCGUCGGUGUGAGAUGGGCAAUAUGCCUGGAGCAACCAAUGAAGAAAAUUGUGAGAGAUUGUAUAGGGAAGACGAAGAUGAAAGAACUCUGCAGAGCUUGAGACAGGAAUUGAGACCGCAAAACAAGGUUAAGGCUUCAUCGUUGAAGGGAAAAGUUACAAACUAUGUACGUAAAUGCAAUGGGAAUCUAAGUUCUAGAAAGAAGAUAAUUAAUAAAAUCUCGAAGAAGAAGAAGAUUGUCAGUAAAGCAAUUGUGCAAAAGGCCAAAACCGCAAAGAAGCUUCAUAAACGUAAGGCCGUGAGCACAAGAGAUGGUGGAAAAACAGAUGAGGUAGAUUCGAAACCUGAAAAGUUAAAGAGGAGGAAGCGGAAGAAGAGGAAAAUUAAUGUGGAACUUGAUGAAGCUGCCCGGUUACAAAAUAAGACGAGGUACUUAUUGAUGAAGAUGAGGCAGGAGCAGAAUCUUAUUGAUGCUUACUCUGCCGAAGGCUGGAAAGGUCAGAGCCGGGAAAAAAUUAAACCAGAAAAAGAACUACAAAGAGCCAAGAAACAGAUACUGAAGUGCAAACUAGGAAUACGGGACGCCAUUCGCCAAUUGGAUUCGCUUAGUUCUGAAGGACGAAUAAAUGAUUCAAACAUUGCACCUGAUGGAUCUGUUCAUCAUGAACAUAUAAUCUGUGCCAAGUGUGUACUGAGUGAAGCUUUCCCAGAUAAUGAUAUUAUUCUCUGUGAUGGGUCAUGCAACCGUGCAUUUCACCAGCAGUGUCUUGAUCCUCCGCUGUUGACGGAAAACAUUCCACCAAGCGAUGAAGGGUGGUUCUGCAACUUUUGCAAGAAGAAGAUAGAAAUUAUUGAAGCAACAAAUGCUCACCUAGGGACUCAUUUUCUCUUAGAUGUUGGCUGGGAGGAUGUUUUCAAGGAAGAAGCCGCAUUACCUGAUGACGGAAAUCUCAUGUUAUGUCCUGAAGGCGAGUGGCCAUCCGAUGAUUCUGAAGAUGAUGACUAUGAUCCAGACAGAAUUGAACAUAGUGGCAGUGACAAUGACAAUAAAUAUGUGUCAGAUUCCAAUGCCGCUGAUUGUAGUUCCAGUUAUUCAGGGUCACUAGACGAUGAAACAAUUCUUGCAACUGGAAGAGUUGAUGUUGGAAGUAAUAGAUCUGUCGGAAACUCUCUUGAUAUCAAUGGAGUGGAUUCCGAUGAUAUAAACAAUGGUGAAGUUAUAUCUCAACCCAGACAACGAGCUGCGGUUGACUAUAUAAAGUUACAUGAUGAAAUGUUUGGAAAGAAUGCUAAUGAAAAUGAAGAAAUAAGUGACGAUGAAGACUGGGGUCCCCGAAAAAGAAAGCGCCGAGCAAAGGAGGCCAAUGCUGCCACUAUGCCUGUGAUUUUAGGUGAAAAUGAUGACGGAAACUCAGAGGAAACAUCACAAAAUUUGAAAGAGAGACAGUUGAUCAAGAAAAUGAAGAGACCAAUAUUCAGACUCCCACAUGAUGCAGUUGAGAAGCUUCGGAUUGCUUUUGCUGAGAAUGAACUCCCAGAAAGAGCCGUGAGAGUGAAUCUUUCGCAGCAGCUUGGCCUAGAAGUAGAGAAGGUCAAUAAAUGGUUCAAGAAUUCGCGCUACUUAGCAUUAAAAGCAAGAAAGCAAGCAGAAAGAGCUCAAGCAUCUAACGACAACAAUUCCAGCAUCCCAAAGGGUUCUGCAUCAGAAAUUGCCAAUGAUAGCCCUCAUGAUGAAACGGCAGUAAGGAUGAAUACAGCAUCACAAAAAUCUAAAGGAAGUGAAAAAUUGGCCAGACGAAGGGACUCUCAUUUGCAGGUGAAUUCUUCUAAGAUAAAGCAGCAAGGGAAACCAAUUUCACAGAAAGCCGGAACUAAUCAGAUGGCUGCAGAGCUCGGGGACGAUGUGAGCCUAAAACAACUAAGGGAGAAAGCCAAAGAAGACAAGAAGAAACGGACUUGCCAAAAAAGGAGCGCCGAGCAAGAAGCAGAGGCUGAAAUGGAAAGGCUGUGUCAACUCAAGACCCGAGUCGAGAAACUGCAGGAAGUGCUACUUAAGUUUCCAAGCCGGCCAUCUAAAAAACGCGGCACCAGUAAAGACAGAUCAACCAAUUCGCGUGACCCGGCGAUUGUAUAUGUACCUGUAGCAGAAUUGAAGGAGAAAAGGUGACAAUUUUUAAACCCUCCCAAUCUCUUUUACAAUCAAAAGUUUUGCAGUUACUGUAAAUACUUUUGUGAGAUUAUUGUAUCGUUUCUAUUAUUAUUAUUAUUAUGAGUAAACAAAGAGCUUAUAGUAAUAGUAAUAGUCAUACAUGAGAAUGGAAACAUGAGUAAUACAGGACAGCUGUGCACUUUUCCGACCAAAUGAGCUUUGUUCUUGUUGAUGAAUUUGGCAAAAUUAAUAAUUGAAACAGAGAAGACAAGACAACCUCUUGAAGUAGUACCAAAAUUACAAAUAAAAACUAAACUGUUUCAACUCUUGCUCGUCGUUCCUAAUUCCUCUU
Molecule: messenger RNA, 2801 nt
Organism: Andrographis paniculata
Lineage: Eukaryota; Viridiplantae; Streptophyta; Magnoliopsida; Lamiales; Acanthaceae
Product: pathogenesis-related homeodomain protein
Exons: 11
Coding region: 314-2467 (717 amino acids)
Biological process (GO): chromatin organization; regulation of DNA-templated transcription
Cellular component (GO): nucleus
Molecular function (GO): DNA binding; chromatin binding
Source: RefSeq, a predicted model, not a curated record